AUGAAGGUGAAACGUUACAAACGAGCAAAACGUAUCAUCUCCAUUUAUCGACAUAAUUUUAAUUUGGAACCACCUUACCAAGUUUUGCUUGAUGGUACUUUUGCUAUGGCUGCACUACAAAAUAAAAUUAAUUUACGAGAACAGAUGCCAAAAUAUUUAAAUGCUGAAGUUGAUAUACGAGUAACUAGUUGUGUGCUUAAAGAGUUGGAAAAAUUGGGAUCUGCAUUGUAUGGUGCAUUGCAUAUUUGCAGACAAUUUGAUGUUGAAUCAUGUCCUCAUCGACCUGUUCGAACAGCAGUGGAAUGCAUCAAACAUAUGGCCCGUCGAAUGAAACGUAGAACAACGUAUUUCUUUGCAACACAGGAUAAUGAGCUUACGGAAGCCUUAAAACAGAUUCCUGGUGUACCAAUCUUGUUUAUCAAAUAUAAUGCAAUUUUGAUCGAUAAACCGAGUGAAGUCACCAUUCAGGAAAUCGAGAAGCCGAAAGAUCAACUAACUGAAGUGAAUGAAUUAAAAAAGGCAAUACUUGGUGAGGAUGAGAAGCCGAGACGAAAGCGAAAGCAUCCAAAAGGACCAAAUCCACUUUCAGUAAAGAAGAAGAAGAAAAAGAUCCAAAUGAUCAGUAUUCAGCCAGCUGCGAAAACUUCCAGGAAACGCCGUCGGAAAAAGAAGACAGAAAAAGAGGAGCAGAAGUAA
This is a messenger RNA of Brugia malayi, 696 nucleotides long. Its product is annotated as Protein C14orf111 homolog, putative. Gene Ontology annotation, cellular component: nucleolus; small-subunit processome. Lineage: Eukaryota; Metazoa; Nematoda; Chromadorea; Rhabditida; Onchocercidae. The coding region runs from base 1 to 696 and encodes 231 amino acids. Gene Ontology annotation, molecular function: small ribosomal subunit rRNA binding. The record is from RefSeq and is a predicted model, not a curated record. The transcript is spliced from 5 exons.